AUGGAUGUAAAAGGUGCUUUUGACGCAGUGCUACCAGGAAGACUAGUGAAUCGCCUUCGGGAACAAGGAUGGCCAAACAACCUGGUUAGAUGGGUUCAGUCCUUCGCCACUAAUCGAUCCAUCAAGAUCCGACUAGACGGCGAGACUGGCCCGGAAACAAAGCUAGAAUGCGGUCUUCCUCAAGGUUCACCGAUCUCCCCGAUCCUGUUCAUGCUCUACAUCGCGCCUCUCUUCUGGAUGGGCAAACCACAGAGCAGAUUCGGAUAUGCAGACGAUAUCGCGAUACUAGCGACAUCAAACUCACUACAGACAAACUGCGAUUCUCUAAAAAUGGAUAUGCAAGAAACUCUCGAAUGGGGAAAAACCGAAGGUAUCACUUUUGACCCCAAGAAAUCUGAGCUUAUACACUUCUAUAAAGGACACCGAACACUAACGGAUACCCCUGCAAUACACACCGGAUCUAUGAAUAUAGAGGUCAAACCUGGCCCGCUCAAAUGGCUCGGAGUCCACUUCGAUAGGAAACUAUGCUUCAAACCACAUGUCCAGAUCCUCGCAGCCAAAGCCCUCAAGGGAGCCAACGCACUGAGAUCCCUCAGCAAUACACACCGAGGGAUACCCCCAUAUCUCACCAGGAAAGUGGCUGAAGCCUGCAUACUCAAAAAGUGCUAUUUCGCCUCGGAAACGUGGUGGCCAGGCCGAACCAGAACAAAGAAGAAUGCCCUAAACAACCCGAUCUCGAUCUCAAAUGUAGUGGACAGCCAUCUAAGCUUACUCAACAAAGUGGUAAUCACCUGUACAAGGGCAAUCCUCCCAGUAUACAAAACCACAAACACAGCAGUACUCUACGAGGAAGCCAAACUCAGACCAUCCGAGAUCGAGCUAAACCUGAUUUCACAAUUAUAUGCGGCACGAACCACCAGACUAGACCUUUACCAUCCUCUCAGGAUCAGAGCAGAGAACAUAACCAAAGCCAGAGAAUAUAACCGCACCCCAGAUACAAGAUUCGCAAGGCUCAUCACAGCAUUACCGGAGACUGAACACAUAAACCCCUUGGCCUUCCCACCCUGGGAAAUCAGAGAGUCGAGGGCAGAGGCCGAGGCCCGCAUCAAUGGUCCGAUGGGCAGAACGAAGGCACAAGCAGCCGAAGACUUCAAAGCCUUCCACGCCAAGAUCCCAAGAAGCGAUAUACAAAUCUUCUCGGAUGGCUCAAAAAGUGAAAGCAAGGAUGGCGCAACUGGGGGCGGAUUCGUAAUCUCACAAUUCGAUAUUCAGAUAGCACACCAUUCUUUCUCAUUAGGCACAAAUGCAGAAGUGUUCGAUGCAGAAGCCACAGCCGCAGUAGCAGGGGCAGCAAAAGCCCUCACUCUAGCAUCAACCAAACUGGCCACAGAUCUCUGGAUCUUCUUAGACAACCACGAGGCUGCUCUCCGAUUAGGAUCCCACUUCAAUGGUUCCUCACAGAGAGUCUUUGAAGACUUUCUGAAGCUCACACAAGCUUGGGCUGUUAGACCAAGGCUCCCACACACCUCCCCCGGGAAAAUCCGCGUCCGAUGGGUCCCAGGGCACCUGGAUAUCCCUGGCAACGAAAUAGCUGACAAAGCCGCUAAGGAAGGAACAAAACUCCCCUUUCCCCUCAACCCGAUCUGUACGCUAGCAUCCCUAAAAAGAAUGAUCAGAACAAGGGCCAACAAAGCAGACGAACAAUUAUGGAAUACAGUCAGCCCACAAUACUACAAAGAUCUCCAAUUCAACCACACUUCUAAUACAGACACCCUCUCUCUGAAGAGAGCCACACUCCACCAUAUUCUCGCUAUCAGAUCACAGCAUGGCGACUUCGCAGCAUACCAUGAACGCUUCAAUCACACUACAGCCCACGUCCAUUGCUCGUGCGGUAAAAGGAAAACUCCAUUACACUUUUUCUUUUGCAAAAAAGGAAAAGCCUUCAAAGCGCUCACAAAGAGCCCCCCCUCCGAAGCUAUCCCCUGGCUUCUAAGCAAUCCCACCGGUAUAGCCAAACUAGCCGAAUGGCUAGAAUACACCAAAUUCUACACAAAAAUCUGCCCGUGGCACACAGGUGCAAGAUAA
Sclerotinia sclerotiorum 1980 UF-70 is the source of this 2085-nucleotide messenger RNA. RefSeq lists its product as hypothetical. Gene Ontology annotation, molecular function: RNA-DNA hybrid ribonuclease activity; nucleic acid binding. The record is from RefSeq and is a predicted model, not a curated record. The transcript has a single exon. NCBI's taxonomy places the organism in Eukaryota, Fungi, Ascomycota, Leotiomycetes, Helotiales, Sclerotiniaceae. Bases 1 to 2085 code for a protein of 694 amino acids.